GCAGCGCAGUUGAUGUUUAGUCGGAGUUUGUGUAGCACUUCAGAAGUCGAAUAAUCAUUAUCUACCUCAAAUAGUGAUUUUUUUUUAUUGCAGUUGACCUUCAUCUACUACCGUUUCCGUUGCGAACCCAUCGCAACCAGAGGAACCGAUCAGCUUAGUUUGCUAUUCUGUGACAUCGUCCGAAGUUUAGCGAUGAUUGGAUACCAUCGAUGCCGCCUGAGGAACGGGUUGAACAUGCGCUGUUUGCUGCUGCUAAUUUUGAUUGCAGGUCACUGUUGCUCCCAGCAGAUGAACCGUAGGCGCAACAGGAACGAGAAAUGUCCUAGGGUCCGAGCUAUGCGCAAUUUCGACCUACCAGCAAUGAUGGGCUACUGGUACGUGAUUCAGUACUUUGCUUCGUCCGAAACUUUACCGGAGUACUCGUGCAUGCACAGCUCAUUCACGACCUCCGACGGCUUUGUAACCAUGAAUUUCACCUACUUCUUCUCGGAUGAUCCGCUAAGAAAUUUCCAGCAAGGGAACAUUACCUGGGUUAUUCCAAAUUAUGCCGCACCAGCCCACUGGAUCCAUGCCGAGUGGACCUACGAAGAAGUCUACAACACGUACAUUAUUGACACCGACUACCGCUCAUGGGGACUGAUCAUGCACUGUGCCGAGAAAACCAAGACCCAGAAGUAUCUGUCGGCUUUGAUGCUUUCACGGGAGCCGACACUCACACAGAACGUGAUUAAUUUCUUGCGGGAGAAGUUACCCCGAUACGAUAUCGAUUUGAACUAUAUGUUUGCGAUCCCGCAGAACAACUGUACCGAGCGGGAGCAAGAUCCAGUGAAGUAUUUCAAGUAUGAGUCGCUCUAGAAUAUCUCUAUGUGCCAACCUAUUGUAAUGUAAAUAUGUAUAAUCGAAAAUAAACAAAUAAUUA
This is a messenger RNA of Topomyia yanbarensis, 919 nucleotides long. RefSeq names its product lopap (gene Karl). Bases 193 to 855 code for a protein of 220 amino acids. Lineage: Eukaryota; Metazoa; Arthropoda; Insecta; Diptera; Culicidae. Gene Ontology annotation, molecular function: violaxanthin de-epoxidase activity. The transcript has 4 exons. The record is from RefSeq and is a predicted model, not a curated record.